CCGACCUCUCCCCUCCUUCUCGAGACCUCACCUCACCCUCAUACUUUAUUCAACCCCCUCCCCCCACCUUGCUAUAUGGAGUAUAUCCAGCUUCUAGCUUCAUGACCUAGUUCAACCUCCACUGCCCAGGGCGUCUUCGGCUCCCGCGUUGAGACUAGUAGCCUACGGCAUGGGGAGGUCACACCCAUCUUCCCAUGUGGGACCCGUCGCGGGGCCCCUCUCCUGCGUUUCUGCUUCGUCCAGAAACUGUGAGAGGCGGUUGGUGGUUCGGUAUCCAUGAAGGACGAGUGUUCCGUACGGGAUCCACAGAUUCAUACAAGACUGGGUCACGAGAGGGGUAACCACUCGGCACACGACAGGUUCGAGUUCUACAAAGAGAAUACGGCAUUUCGAGUAAGGUUUAAGUCCAGUCGGGUUGGCCUGAUUGUGUCCUGCCAUUUUGUUUCAAAAGCUCCCCUCUUCCAAGUCUGGAGCCCCACCCCAAGAUUUACAUCUGCGAGGCCGAGAAAUACCCACCAACUGUUGGUUUGAAAUCAAACCAGAGCUUUUGUCAAUAAAUUCAGCAGAACGGAGAGAAACAGCAAGAAAAGACAUCGAUCCGAUUGAACCCAAAACGAAAUCAUGACUGGCACGACAGAAACCCCCAUCGAAUUUGAGAAGGACUUCCUCAAUAUUAUCGACGGGAAACCCCGCAAUGGCAAGCAAAUCCACCAAAGCACUAACCCCUCUGAUGGCAAACCUCUGUGGGAUGUGCCAAUUGCCAGCGCUGAGGACCUCGACGAUGCCGUGAAGGCAGCCCAAAAAGCAUUCCAAACCUGGUCGAGAACCAAGUGGGAGGAUAGAGUGGAGAUCAUUAAAAAGAUCGUCGACGAGUUCCAGAAAUAUGAGAAUGAGAUGGCCAAUAUACUCAUGUUGGAGGCAGGAAAGCCUGUAUGUGUAAACCCACGAGCACAUGCGACAAUUGGGUCCAGGAGCUGGCGCGGGGACAAGUAUAUGGAGGACCUAUGGACUGACAUUAACUGUUAUAGUUUCAAUUUGCGAAGAUGGAGAUUGGGUUUGCCGUCGACGGACUGAAGUACUUUAGUGAGGUUGUGAUUGAUCAGACUAAGAGUUGUCACUAAUGAUAGACAGCAACUGAACCCUCUUUCCCGGACGAAGUAACCUCGGAUGACAAGGACGUAAAAAUAAUACACCGAUGGGCACCUCUCGGAGUCGUUGGUGCAAUUUGCCCUUGGAACUUUCCCCUAGCAAUUUCCAUGAACAAGAUUGGCCCUGCUCUUCUUACUGGUUCCUGUAUCAUUAUGAAGCCAUCUCCCUUCACUCCAUACAGUAUUUUGAAAUUUACCGAGAUCGCUCAACGAUUCCUUCCUCCGGGUGUACUGCAGGCUCUCAACGGAGACGACAAGAUGGGCCCUAUGAUGACGGAACAUCCUGGAAUUGCAAAGAUCAGUUUUACCGGUUCGAGCCCCACUGGAAAAAGAGUUAUGGCAUCAUGCGCGAAGACUUUGAAGAGAGUUACAUUGGAGUUGGGAGGAAACAGUGCUGCGAUUAUUUGCCCCGAUGUGGAUGUCAACAAAGUCGCAUUUAGCGUUGCGCUGGGAGCUUUCUUUAACUCCGGACAAUUGUGCGUUGCCAGCAAAAGGCUCUAUGUGCACGAGGAUAUCUACGACGAUAUGCUUAAGGCUCUUACGAAUGUCGUAAAAAGCUGGAAGACCGGAGGCACUCAUGAAGAAGGCGUUAUGUUGGGCCCAGUCCAAAAUUACUUGCAGCAUAAGAUUGUCAAGGACUUUUUCGAAGAUUGCGCUUCAAAUGGCUAUGAAUUCGCUCUUCCUGGAUCAGUAGACGAAGGAAAGGGAUUCGUAAUUCAACCGGCCAUCGUUAACAACCCACCAGAUUCUGCACGAAUCGUUCGUGAAGAGCAAUUUGGUAAGUCAAGAUCUGUUCCCCAAUAUCACGUGCACCACUAAUCGGUGACAGGACCCAUCGUUCCCAUGAUGAAAUGGAAGGACGAGGAUGAUGUGAUUGCUCGUGUCAAUGAUAGCGAUACCGGUCUAGGAGGUGCGGUCUACUCUGCGGAUACUGACUACGCCCAGAAGCUUGGAAAUCGCAUUGAAGCUGGCACCAUCUGGAUCAACAGCAACGAGAAACCGCUCGCCAGUGCAUACUUUUCUGGACAAAAGGAGAGUGGUCUCGGUGGAGAGGGUGGUAGACAUGGACUUUAUGAGUACAUGGUCGCUCAAGUAACUCAUUUGUACAAGAACGAUGUGGCUAAGUCGGCAUGAUCUCAAUAGCAUUUUGAAUACCCCCAACUGAAAAAAACAUAUAAACUAGCUUGUUACCCCAUCCAUAGUAGUGAGCGAAAUAAACGCAGCUUGUAGCGGACAACCGGUUCAACGCAACUUAAUAAUUCGGAUUAUUUCAAAGAAAGAUUGUAUUCGCUGAUCCUAGGGCAGUUAGAGCAAUGGUCCUUGAAGAUUUGAACCUGGGGUAACUUACAACCGAUCUAGGGAAGAGGUACAACGAGAAAAUGGGUUGCUACGAGUCUUUCGUCCACUUCGAGAUUAGCUAUAUAAUUAUACGCAGUUUAAACAUGCAAAAGGCAUGCUCAACAAGAUCUAGUCAUCAUCGUUCCAACAGCUAAACGAUUAGCAGGGAGCUCCACUGGGAAAAGACGACGCUACAUACAUACUGUUGCAAGGCAACCACACCCCAAUACUCUGAUACCACGUCAAUACACUCUACACAAUUCAUAAGACCCCAUCCGUCAAAACCCCAUCAAUCAUCCUCACUACCCCUUCGCUUCCUGUUCCUCUUCCUCAUCCUAGGUCCUUGUUCAUUCCAGUACUCCCCAUCAAGCGUCUCGCCCACCGUAUUCAACCCCUCUACUUCCCUCCUUAAUCCCCGCGGAUGGUUUCCAAACAUGGGGGUUGUGGGGGAGAGGUCUUCGGUCCCUUCUGGUGGUCCUUCGAAUUCUGAGGCGGAGUGGGAUGUGGAUGAUUCUGAGGAGUGUGAGGAGGAUUCUAUGUCGAUGUCUAUGUCGGAUUCUGGGUCUUGGGAGGCGGAUGUGUUGUCUUGGGUUUGUUCGGGGUGGUAGACUUCUUCCGUAUUGGAGUCGGAGUCGAAGUGCGAGUUAGGGGAAAGGAGG
Messenger RNA from Hymenoscyphus albidus, 3145 nucleotides. The record is from the annotation of a GenBank genome assembly. NCBI's taxonomy places the organism in Eukaryota, Fungi, Ascomycota, Leotiomycetes, Helotiales, Helotiaceae.